UAUCUAUGGAAAUGAACUUAACCACAUUUCGCCUAAUAGAUCAUAACAGAUAAAUCUGCUGCUUAAACCGCGAAAAUAAAAUCCUCGUUUUUGAAGUGGAAGUCAAAAUUCAAGGUAUAAGAUGACCAAAAUUAACGAAAAGGAAACCAAAAAUAAAAGAGAUAUCAUUAAUGGAGCUUUAUUAACUGAAUUUGCUGAGAGAAAGGUUAGUAUUAUUGGAUCAAUCGUUAAUGCAGCUCCAAAUGGACUUACUUUUGAGAUGAGGACUACAGACGAUGUCUUGUUAAAAGUCAUUUUAAAAAAGCCUUAUAAAGACUUGCUGGAAGGAUAUAUCGAGGUUCAUGGAUUAGUUCAGAAAAAUGUAAUAGCCUGUGAUGAUUUUGUCUUAUUUCCCAUUGAAAAGAAUGAGAACUUUGAUGUUGCUGCUUACAAUCAACUAUGUAAUCGUUUACACACUAUCCCAUAUUUAUGGAAAACAAAUUAACAUUUAGGCUAUUUUUUAUACAGUAUAUUUUGUAAAACAUGUAAAUUGCUAAUAAUA
This is a messenger RNA of Agrilus planipennis (emerald ash borer), 541 nucleotides long. RefSeq lists its product as uncharacterized. The transcript has 2 exons. The record is from RefSeq and is a predicted model, not a curated record. Gene Ontology annotation, cellular component: nucleus; DNA replication factor A complex; site of double-strand break. Gene Ontology annotation, biological process: nucleotide-excision repair; double-strand break repair via homologous recombination; base-excision repair. Lineage: Eukaryota; Metazoa; Arthropoda; Insecta; Coleoptera; Buprestidae. Gene Ontology annotation, molecular function: single-stranded DNA binding; damaged DNA binding. Bases 122 to 484 code for a protein of 120 amino acids.